CGAUAGAAAUAAUAAUAUUGAUUUUCAACUUCCAAUGUCUUCAAAUCUGCAAGAAAAUAAUAAUAAUAUCUCAGACGAAAAACACGAAGAAAUAAUGGAAAUAGAGGCGAUAGAAGACACCUCUCGUGAUUAUAACAGUAAUGAUGAUUGUGAUGCUACAACAUCUAGUCAGGAGUUGCAAUCAAAGUCAGAUUCAUUUAUGAGUCAAAAUUCAAAUGUGUCUAACUUUGAAACAGAUUUUUUAACAGCAAAACGGACACCAAAAAUUAAUAUUAUGACGCCAGAAUUAGCUGCUGCACUGGAUCGUGGUAAUGUAAGUAGCCGAAGCGCCACAUAUGUUUUGGCAGCUACUUUAAAAAGUGUGGGAUUCGAUACUCGGAAUGUAAAUUUGAGUUAUAAAACUAUUCAACGACAGCGUAUAAUUCAUCGGAAAGAAAUUGCUAAAGGCUUAAAAGAAGACUUAAAAUUCAAUGACAAUUAUGUGGUCCAUUGGGAUGGUAAACUGCUAAGUGAUAUUGUUGGGACAGAAACAGUAGAUAGGCUUCCGGUGCUUUUAACAUCGUCUGGCAGUGAACAGCUAUUGGGUAUUCCAAAAAUUAAUUCAGGAUCUGGGAUUGAGCAAGCUUUAGCUGUAUACUCAACUAUGGAGCAAUGGGGUGUCAGUAAUUACAUAAAAGCGAUAUGCUUUGAUACUGCAGCAACCAAUACGGGAAUUCAUCAUGGCGCUGGCGUAGAGCUUGAGAAAAUUCUGAAACGAAAGCUUAUAUGGUUACCCUGUCGUCAUCAUGUAAUUGAACUUGUCAUAAAAGGCGUUUUUGAAGCUUACUGGCCAGUACAAUCAGGUCCGAACGUUCCAUUUUUUAAUCGAUUUAAAAUCGGUUGGAAUAAAAUCAACACAUCCAAAUAUAACGCUGGCAUCAACGAUAAGAUAGUGGCUAAUAUACUAUUAAACAAAAAAGAUGAACUAUUAAGUUUUAUCGAUAAUUAUUCGCAGAAAUUUCUUCCAAGAAAUGACUAUCGAGAAUUUUUGGAGUUAUCAUCUAUUUUCUUGGGAGCUACGCCAAAGGAUAAUUACACUUUUAAAUGUCCGGGAGCAAUGAGUCAUGCUCGUUGGAUGUCGAAGGCGAUUUAUUGUUUGAAAAUAUUUAUUUUUCGAACAGAGUUUAAGAUUACACCUAAAGAGUUAAAUAAUCUUCGUCAUAUUUGUAUUUUCAUAGUUACAACUUAUAUAAAAGCUUGGUUUACUUCAUCCUCGGCAAUUUUGGCUCCAAAUAAUGAUUUGACUUUGAUGCAACAAUUGAUAUUAUAUAACAAAAUAAACUCGACUGUAUCGCAAGCUGCUCUCAAAAGAAAAUGGUGA
Cotesia glomerata is the source of this 1360-nucleotide messenger RNA. RefSeq lists its product as uncharacterized. The record is from RefSeq and is a predicted model, not a curated record. The transcript has 4 exons. Lineage: Eukaryota; Metazoa; Arthropoda; Insecta; Hymenoptera; Braconidae. Bases 35 to 1360 code for a protein of 441 amino acids.